Ceutorhynchus assimilis (cabbage seed weevil) is the source of this 1437-nucleotide messenger RNA. The record is from the annotation of a GenBank genome assembly. Lineage: Eukaryota; Metazoa; Arthropoda; Insecta; Coleoptera; Curculionidae.
AUGGUAGUGAAAAGUAUUUGCUGUUUGGGUGCAGGUUACGUUGGAGGGCCAACAUGCAGUGUCAUAGCCCUAAAGUGUCCAGAAAUUAAAGUUACUGUAGUCGAUAAGAGUAAAGAUAGAAUUGCUCAAUGGAAUAGCGAUAAGUUACCAAUUUAUGAGCCUGGUCUAGAUGAUGUGGUAAAGGCAUGUCGUGGCAAGAACCUCUUUUUCUCAGACGACUGCGAUGCUGCCAUAGUGGAAGCAGAUUUGAUUUUUAUUUCAGUCAACACACCUACCAAGACUUUUGGUAAUGGAAAGGGUAGAGCUCCUGACUUAAAAUUUGUUGAAGGAGCUGCCCGCAUGAUUGCAGACGUUGCUCAAAGUAACAAAAUCGUCGUGGAAAAAAGUACAGUGCCAGUCAACGCAGCUGAAAGCAUAAUGAAGAUCUUGAAGGCCAAUCAAAGACCUGGUGUAUCGUAUCAGAUUUUAAGCAACCCUGAAUUUUUAGCUGAAGGCACUGCUAUAAACGAUCUAUUAAACGCUGAUAGGGUUUUGAUUGGAGGUGAAGAAUCUCCAGCUGGUGAAGCUGCCAUAGAGGAACUGUGCAGCAUUUAUGAACAUUGGAUUCCCAGAAAAAAGAUUCUCACUACAAACACAUGGUCAAGUGAACUAUCAAAACUAGCUGCCAAUGCAAUGUUGGCUCAAAGAAUAUCCAGCAUCAAUUCUUUGUCAGCAGUAUGUGAAGCUACUGGAGCUGACAUUACAGAAGUAGCUAGAGCUGUUGGUUUGGAUUCUAGAAUUGGACCAAAGUUUUUGCAAGCCUCAAUUGGUUUUGGCGGGAGCUGUUUCCAAAAGGACAUCCUCAAUUUGGUCUACAUCUGCGAGUGCCUUAAUCUACCUCACGUUGCUGCUUAUUGGCAAAGUGUCAUCGACAUGAACCAACACCAAAAAUACCGUUUCACUGCCAAAGUGGUCGAGAGCCUCUUCAACACUGUCAGCGGCAAAAAAAUUUGCAUCUUGGGAUUUGCUUUCAAGAAAAAUACCGGAGACACUAGAGAAAGUGCCGCAAUUUAUGUGGCCAAAACGUUAUUAGACGAAGGAGCUUCUAUUAACAUCUACGACCCUAAAGUUGAACAACCUCAAAUUUAUGAAGACCUGAAAUAUGAAGGAGUUUCCGCAGAACGACUUAAGAGUUCCGUUAACAUUUUCCCUGAUGCUUACUCAGCCACCAAUCAGUGUCACGCAGUUGUUUUGUGUACCGAAUGGGACGAAUUUGUGACUCUUAACUAUGACAAAAUCUACGACAAAAUGAUGAAGCCAGCUUACAUGUUUGACGGAAGGAAAAUUUUAAACCACAAUGAGCUGUUGAGAAUUGGAUUCCAUGUUGAGACAAUUGGGAGCCGUUUAGGGCAACCAUUUAAACAAAGAAGAUACAGUAUCAAUCCACAAAUCUUAUAA